AUGUCAGAUUCCAUGAACGGAGUGAGCGACAAGCCGACGGCUGAAACCAAGGAGAAGGGGAAGACUUAUAGCAGAUAUCAGAGCCAUAAGGAACCAAACGAGCGCAGAUACACCCCCGAGGAGAUCCAAGCUUUCGAUGAAGGGCGGAAGAUUCUUGCAGAUUGGGGCGACGAUGAACUCUCAGAGAAACACCUGAAGCUUAUCCAGUGGAUCGACCGAGACCACUUCAGGGGAGAAAAGCUGCAACAGCGCUGGUCCGACGAAGGAUACCGUGGAAAGGGGGAAAAGCUGAUAAGUCAUACGGUACUGAAUAGAUGGUACAACGAACGAGCAGAGAAAUUCUAUGCGAAAAAAGGACUUGUCUGGGUGCCACUGAGAAAGCGCCGGGAUCGUAACACGAAAAUUUCAGUACAAUCGAAGUCGACGCUGCUGGUACCAAAGCGAACAUCAGACCGUUCCGGUGCUAUUCCGAGGCCCCAGGAGAAGACAAAGGGCAGGUUUCGAAAGAGAACGAGCUUUGAGAAACUUGAUUUAAAGCUUCUAAACCUUUUCUCAAAGACUGUCAAACCUACGGCUAUCAUUGUCAACCUCAGUGCGAAACGAAAAUUGCAAAGCGACAUCAACCGCUAUCAUGCCAAUCAACAGAGCAUUCAUGCUAUAAGCUUCAGGCGCAAAGAUGGGGACGCUCCCCGUGGACAUCCUAGCCGGCCUUUAUUGCGACGAGACAGUGCAGUAAGAUACUGCACAUCCCUCCGGGAUAUGCUGAAGGCCAACCCACACACCAACACGAUCGUUUAUGGGGAGGAUAUCGACCAGAUCACCGUUCGGCGGUUUAUCGCAUGCGUGUCGCCUUCCAUACGAGCUGGCUUGCCAAUCCACGAUCUGGUGGAGAUCGUAGAAAACAGUCAUAAGACCAUCAUGUCCACCCAAAUCCAGUGGAGUAUGCAGGAGCUGCAGGAUCUUUAUAUCUUCUCCCAUCACAUGGGAGCGAGCGAUGUAUGCGACAUGGUAAUUGAUCGAUGGCACGAAGAGCUACAUCGGCCAACGGUCCGUAUGCUCUGCACUGAGCUGGGAAGUAUAGAAGCCUUCAACAUUCUUGGUUUCGAACCUGCCUUCUUGAACUAUCUCGCUGAGCAUGAUCAUAAGGGCUUCGAUUUCCUCAUCGAGGUACUCGUUAUAAAGGGUGAGGAGGGCUGGAAACUCCUUUCCACUUACGGCUUGAGCAGCUGGAGUGAAGAGGUGAAGACAGCAGUAAUCGAGAAGCUGGAAUCCGUCGACCCCGUUUCCGUAUCAAUCAAUGAUACAGAUGCGAUAUGUCAGGGGUAUCAUCACCAUCAUGAACACGGCGGCAAAUGUUAUAGGGUUCAGGCCACCGCAGCGCCUUUAGCUACGUAUCCCACAACACCCGUUACGCAUAGCAAGCGCGUCAACUUCUUCAACAAGUAUCCUCAGCCUGUCGCUCCCGGCAACACCAGGCGCUGGGAGAUACAACGCGCAUUCUCAGAGAAGGAGCAAGAGAUUAAGAAUAAACGCAAACGCAGGCGCAAUGAAGACAUCCCUGAACUCGAUAGCGACGCGCACAUCCAGAAGAAACUCAAGGAAUUCUAUGAGGAUAGUGACGACCGGGGCCCGUACAACCGCGCAGAGGACCCAGAUGACAGCGACGAUGAUACUCACGAACUCUCCAUCAGCCUUCCCGACGAGUAUAAUGACUCCCGUUACUACUUUAGUGCGGAUUCUGAAACCUAUGAGGAUGGGAAUUUCACCCCACGUUACACCACGUUCGUGCAAGUAGAAAAUGAUCGUAUCCGAUACAAUGGCAAAGGAAUGAAUGGAACGAAAGAUGGCAAGGGAGUCGCGUACAAGAAGAUGGCUCUUGUGGAAGAACGGCUAGCGUUGUUUCGAGCACAUGGGUACGAUGUGGACGGCAUGCAUGUUGAACUACCGGAUGAGGAGGAUGCGGGGAAUUAUGACGAGUAG
Cucurbitaria berberidis CBS 394.84 is the source of this 1980-nucleotide messenger RNA. RefSeq lists its product as uncharacterized. Lineage: Eukaryota; Fungi; Ascomycota; Dothideomycetes; Pleosporales; Cucurbitariaceae. The record is from RefSeq and is a predicted model, not a curated record. The coding region runs from base 1 to 1980 and encodes 659 amino acids. The transcript has 2 exons.